Molecule: messenger RNA, 3464 nt
Organism: Corticium candelabrum
Lineage: Eukaryota; Metazoa; Porifera; Homoscleromorpha; Homosclerophorida; Plakinidae
Exons: 15
Coding region: 81-3275 (1064 amino acids)
Biological process (GO): proteolysis
Molecular function (GO): serine-type endopeptidase activity; serine-type endopeptidase inhibitor activity; protein binding
Source: RefSeq, a predicted model, not a curated record
AGAGAGUGUUGGACUAGUAGACGAACGGUUGACAAUCAGGUGAUUUAGAGGUGGAUUAUUAGAACAGAGUUCAACAAGAUAUGGAUUUGAUUUUAGCGUGGGCGGUGCUGUUGCAAUAUUGCUUCAUCACGUCAGCUGCAGAGACAGCAAUCAACUGCAAAAAGCCCCUUGAUCCCUUGGAUGGGCAAUGUUCUGGAAACUCUUAUCGGUACCAGGAAGUGGCUCAGUGUACAUGCAAUGCCGGAUACUUCAUGAUAGGCAGCAGAGAGAUAACAUGCAACAAUAGAGCUCUGUGGUCUCCAUCUCCACCACAAUGCCAAAGAGUCUAUUGUCCUAACUUGCGGUAUGAUACAACUCGUUUAUCGUUGAGCAUCAAAAGAAGUAGACAAGCAAAGAGAUGCUCUACGAGAAAAUAUUGCGUAGGAGAUAUCAUUACUUUCUCGGCUCUUCCCGGGUACUACCUACAAGGUAGAUCUUACCUUGCAUGCCUGCAGCAGAAAUCGACCUAUCAAAGCAGGGGCAACUGGAAUGUCAGCAAACCACCGCAGGCUUUAGCGUUCAACUGCAGAAAACCCAUUGAUCCAAUCAAUGGACGAUGUUCAGGAAACUCCUAUCGCUAUCAGGGAGUUGCUCGGUGUAGAUGUGAUGUUGGAUACUACGUACAAGGCCGAAGAGAUAUAACAUGCAACGCUAGAGCAAACUGGUCUCCACCUCCACCAACAUGCAAAAGGAUCUAUUGCCCGGAACUGACGUAUAAUACACCUCGUUUAUGGACAAAAGUGAAAAGCUGUUCUGCGGGAAGGUUUUGCGUGGGCGAUAUGGUUACGUUCGUGCCUCGUCCUGGUUACUACAUGAAAGGUAGCUUUCACCUCAAAUGCUUGUCACAGACAUCAAUCUACGAAAAGACAGGCAACUGGAAUUCCAGCCAACCACAAACAUUUGAAAAGACGUGCCCUCCUGUGCCCUCAAAGAUCAACAACAGAUCUGUUCAUGGCAAGAAGUCUACAGUUCAUUCAACAGUCACAUUUACAUGCUCAGAUGGCUACGAGUUAAUAGAUGGCGAUUCUAGAAUAUUUUGUAUGUCGACUGGACAGUGGAGUGGAAAACAACCAAGGUGUCAACACGUUUGCGCUAAGCUCGAGACACAAAUCGGAACUGCUCAACAUUGCGUCGUUCGAAACGAAAGGGCAGAAAUAGUUUGCCUAGAAGCAUCUCAAUGCCCGUCAGAUUUCACUCCGGUGUGCUCUAGUGAUGCAGAAACUCACAACAACGUAUGUCUUAUGAAAAUUGCCGGCUGCAAAAAGUACGGUGCUAGAGACACAACGACGGCUGUAGCUAAAGGACAAUGUCGUUAUGGUGGAGUUUGUACUGAAUCUCAACCGAGAUCUCCUCCUGGAAAUGAGUGUAGAGCCACUGCUUAUCGAUAUUAUUACAAUACUGCAACAUCAGAGUGCGAAAGGUAUGCUCACGGACUGUGCUACAAAGGACACAACAGUUUCUUUACAUUGGACGAUUGCAAAGACCUUUGCGUCAAAGCUAAUCCUUGCUUAUCUGCAAUGGAUCCUGGCUUGUGCAAAUUCCGUCAGCUACGUUAUUAUUACAACGUGACAGAAGAAAAGUGCAAGGAAUUCUACUAUUCAGGCUGUUUUGGAAACGAAAACAAUUUUGUGACAAAGUCGGCAUGCGAAGCUAAAUGCAACAGCGUUCGCGCCACUCAUGUAAACGGAAAAAUUGUUGUUGGCAAUUUCUAUUAUCCAAAUUUUGUGCUGUACUUGUGUGAUUACGGAUACCAAAUACUUUCCGACAACAGGACUAGAAAAGGUAACGAAACAGGAAAAAGAACAGGCAUUGCGCCCUUGCGCAGAGGUGUUUGUGAAGUCGCAAGUAUUAAUUGUUCUAAUGCUGAGAUUUGUGCAGUGGAUGGCGACGGCAGUGCAACGUGUACAUGCAAAUCUCGGUCUGCUUGUCCAUUGGACGUCAGACCUGUCUGCGGUUCUGAUGGGCGAACCUAUCUAAACGCAUGUUUACUGGAAGUGGAGUCAGGCCUGUUUGGAUUACUAAGCCCGAUUAGUCGUGGAGCGUGUGUGUUCUCCUGUCAUGUCUGCCAUUCCAAUGCUGAUUGUGUUGAAAAUACCAACUGCAGAUGCAAACCUCGUUUCGUCGGAGACGGGAGGGAAUGUUGUUUUGAAGGUCUACUUUUACUCAAUAUCUUGGUGGCGUUACUUGGAUCUGCAGCAUGGUUCGAUUGCCAAGAAUCGUGCCAUCUUCCGUUUAGUUCUACUCAAUGGUACUUGAAUGGUCAACUUCUACACCACUUAGACACUAAAUCUAGAUUUGUGGUUUCAAUAAAUGGACGAGGACUUUCCAUUGUAAAACUGAAAUUAGAAGACGCUGGUCAGUAUACAUGCAAGGUAACCAACAACGGGAUGACUUACGAACGACAUGGAUAUCUGGAUGUCAUUGAUCUAACCAAGCAAUUUUCGGCAAUUUCUCAAUGUUCAUCUGAUUGUGGGAAAAGCUGCGCAAGAAAGCCAUUUGUUGCUGGAGGCGACACGACUAGUCCUGGUGAAUUCCCAUGGCAAGCAAUGCUGUGUUCUCCUCGGUUGGGACAACAUUGUGGAGGAGUUCUCAUUUCAGAGAGAUGUGUGCUAACAGCAGCACAUUGCUUAAAGUAUUACAGCACUAAUAGAAAGACCGUCACAGUUUGCUUGGGCAAACAUUGUGGCAAUUGCUCCGAAUCUGAUUCUUUAUCCAAUUCCGUUUGUUCCAAUUCUUCGUCGAUAAUCAUACAUCCAAAUUUUAAUCAAACUUCUUUCGAUCAUGACAUCGCCGUUUUGAAACUUGCUCGUCCAAUUAACUGCAACUGUCGAACGAUCAUGCCAGUGUGUCUACCAGACAAGACAAGAGAUUCGUCAUACAUCCGUGCUCAACAAAACGGCAUCGUCACUGGAUGGGGUCGUGUCAAUUCGACUGUCAGCAGAUCUAGAUGUUUACGUAAAGGAGAUGUCAGGUUAAAAUCUCGCCGUCUUUGUCAAAUAAAGCAUCAAGGUUACCAAAUAACUGAGAACAUGCUGUGUGCUACUGAUUACAACGGUGCCUGUGAAGGAGACAGUGGCGGACCUCUGGUGGUAAAAAACAGAAAGCUUAGAGGUCGCUAUGUGUUGGCAGGAGUUGUAAGUUGGGGAAUCGGUUGUGGCGAUAAGACGAAGUUUGGAGUCUACACAGAUGUGAUCAGUCAUCUUGACUGGAUCAAGUCAACUUGUGGCAUUAAUUGAAUAUUGCAGUUCAUAGAGAUUAUCUCCAUACCAAGGAAAACCAAAAACUUUGAUUUUCUUUCUGCUGGUUGCAUGUUUGCAUUCGACUGUUUAGACGUAGAAAUGUUAUUGAAUUGUCAAAACAAGAAUAUAGCAAUGUAUUCGCAAAGCAGACUUACUGGCUCUAUAAAUUAUAAAAAUGAUGAUCUU